Messenger RNA from Phymastichus coffea, 7443 nucleotides. RefSeq lists its product as uncharacterized. NCBI's taxonomy places the organism in Eukaryota, Metazoa, Arthropoda, Insecta, Hymenoptera, Eulophidae. Gene Ontology annotation, molecular function: mismatch base pair DNA N-glycosylase activity; DNA binding. The transcript is spliced from 11 exons. The record is from RefSeq and is a predicted model, not a curated record. Gene Ontology annotation, cellular component: nucleus. Gene Ontology annotation, biological process: base-excision repair, AP site formation. Bases 393 to 3299 code for a protein of 968 amino acids.
UAGCGACGAUCUGCGCUCUCUCGUCGCUCUCUCGUGGUAGUAGUAGUAGUGGCCGCCGCUCGCCAGCAGCAGCGUCUUUGAGGUGUGCGCGAUGAGACACACAGUACUUAUUAUUAAUCGUUCGACGACCACCAGCAUCAGCAUCAAUUUUUCCAGCCAGUUUUCAGUUUGCAAGAUAUAAAAUCAGGCGGGGAACGAGAGAGGGCUGUCUGUCUUAUGCGGUCGGUUGAUUUUUUCGGCGCUUUUUCUUUUCGUUUGCAAGCCACUCCGGCGGCACCGCAGUUCGCCUCGUUUCGUUGUUGUUGUUGUUGCAUUGUUGCAUCGGCCGGCAGUGACGCGGAAAGAGUGUGAUAAAGUGUGCGACAGAGAAACGAAAAGGAGGCACCGCCAAGAUGCAGGUGGCCACGCUGUUCCGAGAGAGUGCCAAUCUCCUUGGUGCUUCUAGCAUGGACACUCCCCAAAUGCAGCAGCAACAGCAGCAGCAACAAAUGAUGCAGCAGCAACAGCAGCAGCAGCAGCAGCAGCAGCAGCCGAUCGACUACGCGCAUCACAUGCAGCAUCAUUACAAAAUGUCAUACCCAUCGCCGGUAUCAAAUGGCGUUCCGAAUGGCGCGACAAUGAACUGUUCAGGUGUGCUGGUGAAGCAAGAGGCGAGGGACGACGGUUACGAGACGGCGCCAGAUCUGGAGAUGCGUAGCACUGGCGGUGACAGCAGCGCGUCCCAGCAGUAUCACACGCCACUGACGCCGCACACGCCCCACACGCCACACACGCCACACACGCCCCUCACGCCCAUCUCCGCGACGGCACACCAACCCCAACAGCCUCAAGCCUCAUCGGCGGCCAAUCUUGGACAGGUAUCGAUAAAAUGCGAAACGCCAGUAGACCCGUACAGUUUCGUCGACGAGGAGAUGUCCAUGGGUAACGGAAUGGGCCGAGCGUCGUCAAGUCCGAGCGAUCAGCAGCAGCAGCAACAGCAGCAGCAUACGGAUAUAAUGAUGGGUGGUUGCGGGCCGAUUCAAGGUCUUGGCACGCCGGCGCCCACGCCGCCUAUGUGCAAUCCACCACAACAGCACCAUCCGCCGCCAAUGCCCAUGCAGAUGAUGAACGGCGCACCUGGUCAGCAACAGCAGAUGCAGCAGCAGCAGCAGCAGCAGCAGCAGCAGCAACAGCAGAUGAUGCAACCGAAGAAGCGCGGCAGGAAAAAGAAGUGCGAGAUGACGCUCACGCCCGAGGAAGCCGAGUUGGCCGAGGCGAAGAAACGGGCAAAGACGUACAAGGAGCGCAAGAAGCACGACCGCUUUGACGGCAUGCCCGAGGAAGAGGUCAGCAAGCGAGUACUGCCGGAUCACCUGACCAACGACCUCGACAUCAUCAUCAUUGGCAUCAACCCCGGCCUCUUCGCCGCCUACAAAGGUCACCACUACGCCGGCCCUGGCAAUCAUUUUUGGAAGUGCUUACACCUCAGCGGUUUGACGCCAGAGCCACUUACAGCCGACGAUGACUACAAACUCUUACGGCUGGGCAUUGGCUUCACGAAUAUGGUGGCGCGUGCCACCAAAGGCAGCGCCGAUCUCACGCGAAAGGAGAUCAAAGAAGGAAGCCACGUACUUCUAGAGAAACUGAAAAAAUACAAACCGAAAAUUGCCGUUUUCAACGGCAAACUCAUCUACGAAGUUUUCUCCGGCAAGAAGGAGUUUGGUUUUGGUAGGCAACCCGACUUACUGCAAGGCACAAACACGUAUAUGUGGGUAAUGCCAUCGAGUAGCGCGCGGUGCGCACAGCUGCCGCGCGCCGCCGACAAGGUGCCGUAUUACGCGGCGCUGAAGAAGUUCCGCGACUACCUGAACGGCACGAUUGCGCAUCUGGACGAGUCGGACAUUGUGUUCGCCGACACGAAGCUGAAGAAGCGCGAGCAGGACGCCAUCGAGGACAAGAAGCCGAUUUUCAGCGACGACUACAACGACGGCGAGCCGCGCUUCAACGCCGACGGUACGAUAAAGCAAGAGCCAGGCUUGAUCCCCGGCAAGAAGAAGCGCGGGCGCCCGAAGAAGAUCAAGAACCCGGAGGACGUGCACCCGGUGACGGACAUCGACAAGCCCGACAUGAGCAGCGGCGAGAUCAUCAAGAAGCGCCGGGGUCGCCCGAAGAAGAUCCACCAGCAGCAGAAGCAGGCCGAGCGCGAGGCCAAGGAGCGCGAGAGCCAGCAGCAGCAGCAGCAGCUGCACCAGCAGCAGCUGGCGCACAUGAACGACGGCUACAUGUCGAGCUGCUUCUCGCCGGCGAUGAUGUCGCCGCCGAAGCCGUUCUCGCACAUGGCGCCGUACCCGCAGCUGAGCGAGCCGCAGGGCUACUACGGCGACCCUUACGCCGCCGGCAAGCAGCACUACGACGACGUUGCCGAGCCGUCGCCCGAGCAGUACGAGCAGCCGCCCCAGCAAUACAAUCCGGCCGAGCACGGCAGUCCUGCUGGCACGCCCAAUUAUGGCGGCUACAUGGCUUAUCACGAGCAGGAGCAGCACGUCCCGACGCCUAUGAGCCAGACCACCGACGAGCACUCGCACCACUCGCAUCCGACGCCACCUCACAAUCAUCCGCAUACACCUACCCACUCGAUGUCGCCGCAUCCGCACGAGCAAUACGGCAUGAAGCGAACCACCGGUCAAGACGUCGCCUCCAAGAGCUUGAGCGACCUCGAGUCGCUGGUGGACCAAAUACCCAGCAUAGCCGAUUCGGGCCAACAGCGGCUGCAGCACUCGGGCCUCGCGGGUGACGACUCGCUCAGCGACAAGCUCGCCGAUGCGUCGUCGCACCAACCAUACUUACCAGCCUACGGCACACCGACACCGAGUCACCAGACCAGCUACAGUCCACCCUCGCAAUAUCCCAACGACGCCAAUUACAAUUACUCGAGGGAGCCGGCGCAACAGCAGCAGCAGCAGCAGCAGCAGCAGCAGCAGCAGCAGCAGCAGCAGCAGCAGCAGCAGCACAGUAAAGCCUACACCGUGGAGAACUUGGCGUCGAGCAAUUACACACCAACGAUGAGCUCGUACCUGCAUUAUCCGAGCAAUGGCUAUCUCGAGUCGAGUCUCGCGCAACGAACCUACCACGGUUUCCAUCAUCCGUCCCUUCAUCAUCCCAUGCCUACCAAUGCACCUUACCCUUACAAUACCUCGUACGCCAGUUCUUUCGAUGCUUAUCAGCAUGCCAAUGUUCAAUCGAAUUAUCAAGGUUACGCCACGAGCAGUACACCGCCGUCUUAUAGGCCACCUGUCGAUUUGGCUUACGAUGGGGUAUGAUAGUUGGACAGACAUUAAACUCGGCGAUAUAACGUUCUUUUUUACGUACGAGGCGAGCGAGUAAACUUUUCGGCGGCGCGAUCAAGCGAUACAAUGUUGUUGUUGAUGAUGAUGAAGACUGAGAGAGUGUGCUAGAGGCAGGACUUACGCGUCUGGGAAUGACCGAUGAUCCUGCGAGGGCUGUUGAAUCAAAAUAAUUAACUUUUUUAUAUGUAAGCGAUGAUUAUUAUUCUUUUUAUUUCCCGAGAGAUCGUUUGUGGUUCCGUUGUGAUGAUUGUUUUUUAUACGUUGACGAGUAUUUCCUUUUCUUGCUUAUUCACAAUUUGCUGCGAGUCUCUGAUUGUUUUGUUUGAAUUAAUAUUUCUAUGACUUGUUAAGUUACUGAAUCUAUUCGAUUCCGAGUAGGCAAUUUGCAUUGUUGGGGCUCUAGACAAUUUUUAUUGAGAAUUCGAAUGGUUAAUGAAACCUUCUCUUCUUUUAUUGACAGUAUCAUCACAUGGUGCAAACAGUUGUGACUACAUACUUUUACUUCGUUGUUACUAACGUUGAAAUAAUACGGUUUUCUCACAAUAUCAAGUAGGAAUAAGACGCUCAAUUUUUUUGUGAAUUAUCUUUUUUGUGGUUUACUGUUUCUCAUUUUACCGUGGUAUUGUAAAGUUCUUUUGUGAAUUGUCUUUAUAAAUUUUCGGCGAGUUUUUGAUUUUUACAUUUUAAUGAAAAAGCUAAUUUUCUAUGCAAUAGUUACUUACGUCAAUCAGCACAAUCAAACCACCAAGGACCCUCACUUUCGUACAUUUAGUUAGUUAUAAAAGACUGAAGCACUCGGAUAUAAUUACUUCGUAAUCGUUAGCAAAAUGGAAAAACCUCGGUGCUAUUAGUUUCCCGGUGACAGAUGAAAAUAAAAUAAAAAAAAGGAACUCGUUACAACGAAAAACAAACAAAAAAAAUAAAGAAGAAAAACGUCGACUUCGCACGCCGAAAAAUUUGCCGCCGAAGCUACAGCUUCUCUCGCAGAGUUGUAAUGUGCAAUAUACAACACAACAUAGGCAACGACGGCCUCAGAUCUUUGCUGCGCCGCGAAAGAGUGCAAUAUAGCCGAAAAAAUAAGGGGAGGGAAUAAAAAAAGUUCGUUCUCCAUGUGCAUGUGUGUGUAUAAAAAAAGAAAGAAAAAAGUUCGAAGCGACGACGACCGCCAAACAAUUGUCAUAGUUCGUCGAAUGAAAAGAGAGACUUGUUGCUUUACUGUGAAUGCUGAUAUUAUCUAUAUCUUUGUACCCAUCCCACCGUGUAAUUUUUAAGAAACUGCGCGCGCGAGAGUGAGAGAGAGCACAUUAUUGUAUAAAUUGAAUUUUUCCUAUUAAUUAAACUCGCUAAAUAAGUUGUAUUUGCUAGUUGCGUAUUAUGUAAUCGAGGAACGAUUUUUUAAAUCGAAUCGCGCUGAUAGUCUAUAAGAGCAGGGCAUUUCCUCGGAUUGUUGUGCACGCGGCGACAUGAUCGCGUCCCACUUGCGUUAAGAGAAUGACGUUAUGUUUUUUACAUAUAUUCUUCUUCUCCUCCCCUAUUCGAUUCUUUUGCGUUUCCAUACAUUGGUGCGAAACAAGAAAGAAAAUGAAAAAUCAAGAUAAACAAAUAAACAAAAAAAAGAAGUUCGACACACGCAGACACUCCUCGUUCGCUAGAUGUUAUAAACGCAACGCUGUAAAAUGUCGAUGCAUCGGCGUGAUUAUACAUAAAUAUAAAUACAUAUAGAUAUAUAUUAUACAUAUAUAAAUAUAAAAGUAUAUAUAAAUAUUAUGAUUAUUGAUUAACGAAAAAAGCUAGCUCUAAUAAAAGAAGAAGAAAGAGAAGAAAAAUAAUGGAAAAAAUGACAUUACACGAUUUUAAAGGACAACGUAAUUUACCAGCUAUAAUGGUAUGUCAAGGUUUGAGAGAAGAAAAUAAAUUUAAAAAAAUAACUUGAUUGCACAGGGUAUAGACGAAGUCGUUGAUAUACAUAAAUAAACCGAUGUCUUUAUACAUAAUUAUAUAUAUAUAUACAUAUAUAUAUAUAACGAGAUAUGCAUCGAUACAUAUGUUUUAUCUUUUCAGUUCUGUCGGCCUCAGCCAAAGUAACACAGAGACACACGUACACGAUGAUUCUUAGACGUUUUUUCCAUUCCGGUGCAGGCAUUAUCGAUAUAGAUGUCAUCAGUGUUAAGUAACUCAUUCAUAGCCGUAUUAAAAAACACACACCCAUCGCUGUUGAUUGUACCGUUGAGAGAGUGCGAGACAGCUUUGAGCCGAUGGCUCCUACUUUUUUUUAUUACUCCAAUCGUUCUUUAACCCCCUCGAACCUUAACUUCUUAAGCAUGUAUAAAAACUACCGGCUGUGCGUGGAAGAACUUUUAGGAUGCGUGACAAUUUACGAAAAAUUUUGAUACGAUUGAGAAACAAAGGAAAGGAUAGAGUCGUGAAACAAAGAAAAAAGGAAAAUUAAUUUUUUUCUUUCACCGGCGAUACUUUGUAUAUAUAUAUAUAUACUAAUCCGUAGAGUCAUGAAAAAUUCUUCCACGUUGGCCGAUAAUAUUAUCAUGAGAUAUAAAAGAAAGGAAGGGUGACGGAUGCACCAGGCAAAAGUUUUUUCUUUGAUAUUCACGAGCGACAAGAUAAUAAGUAAGAAAAAAUAAAAGCAAGUUCCUAUCGUCACCUAAAUGAUUUUUCCAUCCCGUUUAGGCCUCCCAACAAAGAGCAAGCUAAGAAAGAGAAAAAAAAACGACGUUAUGUAUAUCCGACAUCCUUGCCUCGAGUUCGUAUCUUUAAGCGUUUAUAAGAGUUACGAGUAUUUAAAUUCUAGUUGUAUUCGCUCGCGACCCGGUGAACAAGAAAAUGACGACUCUGACACUGAGAAAAAUCUCUUUCUUGAACAUCAUGCUUAUCGCUUCGAAGUUUUAGGUACAUAUGGUAUUUUAUUUUUGUUUUCAUAUACUUUUCACAUUUACUGUAAAUAUUCGGAGUCGAGGCUCGAGUUUUGGUAGCUGAUGAGAGAGAAAAAAUUAACGCGUCUAAAACUUCUAAACGAUAGGUCAUGUAAAACUUUGUUGGUUCAAAUUGUGGCGGUGACUUUGCGUAAAGUUAAUGAAACGUUCAAACACGUUUCCAAGAUGCUUUGAACAUUUUUAAUGAACGAUACGUCUCAAAACGACUUUGAAUAAAAAAAAAAUGAAUCGCUCGUUAAAAGUUGGUGAAACGUCUUAGAUGAAUUGCAACAAAAAUGCAAGUUAGAUGGAAUUUUAAUGACAUUUUGUAAACUUGAAGACCAACUUUGCCAAGCGAAUUUUUGUCAGUGUGACAGUCGAUGCGAAGUAAUCGAAGGAAUUUUUAAACAUGCCGAACAUAAAAUCUGUAUAGCUUUAUUGUAUACUUCGAUAUAAGAGAAUGGAUAUUAAACGAUAAAUAAGAAUAAAAAGGAAAAAAACAAUGAUGAGCGGCAAUGAGACCAAUGAAGGUUGCUCAUGGCGAAUGUUACUUAAUGUACAUUGUUUAUACAUAAAUGACAAAUUAAAUGAAAACAAACAAAAAAAUAAUUAACAAUAAGAGUAUUAAGCUCUAGUUCCGGAUUAUGCUAAACUCCACUAUGAAUGUGUGAUGUCAUAAAGAAUUAAAAAUUGUCAUGACAAAAAACACAAAACGAAUAAUGUUUAUGUCGACUUCCUUUUUUUCACACGUACACACACUUACAAACUUAUACAUUACAAACAAGUCUUUAUAAUUUCUCAUUUUUAGAAUCAUCGAAGACGACGUUGAAGCGUAAUAAAAGAAGUCGACAAAAAGUGUUCUUGUGUGCCGCAAUCUGUGCUUCUAUUAUAACAUAGAUGUCGAGUGAGGUAGGGCCAGUUUUACGCGAACACGAAGUUUUUUGAUAUUGAUAGUUAAUUGUAAUGCCCACGUGCUGUUACAUUACCAUUAUGUAUAGUGAAACGAUCGACGGUUUCGUGUUCUUUCUUUUUUUCCCUUCAUUUUCUUUUCUUUUUUCUUUUUUUUUAUUCAUUAAUACUGUUAACGACAAGCCAGCUAUGAUGUAAAAUAGAUUUUUGAAUCGUUUUCUGAAAAAUAAAUGUCUUUUUAAAAAUAAAAAUUGCCGCUUUUGAGAAUGUAUACGUCUGUG